Messenger RNA from Penicillium oxalicum, 1134 nucleotides. RefSeq lists its product as uncharacterized. The transcript has 2 exons. The coding region runs from base 1 to 1134 and encodes 377 amino acids. The record is from RefSeq and is a predicted model, not a curated record. Lineage: Eukaryota; Fungi; Ascomycota; Eurotiomycetes; Eurotiales; Aspergillaceae.
AUGUCGAUCGUGGGCCACUCGUCGAGCCAAUGGACCCUCGAGGAAGCCCACGAGAUCGUCGGCCCCCAAGUUCGGAAGACUCCGACCGAACCCAUGAUCAGCACUGUUCAUGUUCAUUUUGUCAAGCGUAUGGGCUUGGUCAAUCUUGCCGUGAUCCGCGUACAGAACACUGACAAGGGGAUCCCAGAACAGAUCGCAGGUGUCUUCUCCUUCCAGUUCAAGACUUUGGCUCGACUGGGCAUAAAAACACAUACUCUCUCCCAAGUUCCUCGUCCAAAGAGUCCUCGUCCUACCCCAUUCAACCAUACCAGACGGCAGACCAUCUCAUACUUCACCAUCAACACUACCACCAACCCGACUUCUUUUCUGGAUACAUCAUCGGCUGCAAUCAGCAUGUCCACCCCAGAAACCCUUGUCUCCACAAUCGCCCACUUCCGCAACCACACCUGGGCCAACACCCUCCUCUCCUCCCCCGACUACACCCCCAUCAUCACCGACUCGCGCCUCCCCAAACCCGCCACCGGCGAAGAUGCCUUCUUCAGCCAAACCAUGGCCACCCCGUCCACGAUCCCCCAUGUCCUCACCCUUCGGCGCCGUCAAUUAACCUUUCCACUCUCUCAUCCCCCCUCCAGCUGGCUCCCCAUCACCAAGCAAGAUGCCGCCCCCCAGAAGAGUGGCGUCCCCGCUCUCCCCGGCGCCACACCCGCCGAUAUCAUCGUGCUCUAUGACUUGGGCGGUGCAGGUAUUGCGGGUCAUCCGUCGACGGUGCAUGGUGGGUUGGUCGCCACGUUGAUUGACGAGGCCAUGUCCUUUGCGAUGGCUGCACAUGCUGCUUCUUCCCUUUCUUCUUCGACGGUUCCGGCGAAUGAUAAGACCCUCCGCGGCAGAUUGUUCACAUCACAAUUGGAUGUGCGGUAUAAAAAGCCCGUGGUGACGCCGCAAUUACUGGUGGUGCGGGCGCGGGUGAUUGCGCGGGUGGGGAGAAAGUAUUGGGUUCGGGCUCAGGCGAUACAGGAGGAUGAGGCCGGAGCCGGGGGACAUUUGGAAUGGACGAAGAGGAAGGUGGUCAAGGCGGAUGCGAUGGCCUUUUGGAUUGUUGUCCCGCCGGAGAAGGAAGAAGAAGCAAAGCUGUAA